CAAUGACUUUUUAUGGAAGGCCAAGCGAGGCUUCCUAAUCCCACUGUAAAAUAAAUAAGAGUCCUUCCGCUCUUAUAAGUAAACAAAGAUAGGAAAAAAGAAAAGAAAUGGCGAAUGAUGAAGUAAAGCUUUUCGGAUACUGGGCAAGUCCUUAUGCUGUUAGAGUUGAAUGGGCACUGAAAAUUAAAGGAAUUGAAUAUGAGUACAUAGAUGAAGAUCUUAUGAAUAAAAGUCCCAUGUUGUUGCAGUACAAUCCAGUUCAUAAGAAGAUCCCAGUACUAGUCCACAAUGGAAAACCCGUUACAGAGUCUCUAGUUAUCAUUGAGUACAUUGACGAAACUUGGAAACAAAAUCCCAUAUUUCCUGAAGAUCCUUACGAAAAGGCACAAGCACGUUUCUGGGUCAAGUUUGCUGAUGAAAAGUAUCAACCUUCAAUAUUGAAUGCAUUCGUUAAAGAAGGCGAGGAGCUAGAAAAAGCUACGAAGGAAACUCAGGCAAUUCUGAAAACUCUUGAAACGGGUUUAAAGGGUAAGUUCUUUGGAGGUGAAAAGAUAGGAUUUACGGACAUUGCUCUUGGAUGGAUUCCUUUCUGGACUAGAAUGGCCGAAGAAAUUAUUGGCGUUAAGCUUGUGGAUAAAGAGAACGUGCCUUUGAUUAACGCAUGGUUUGAAGAUGUUCUUGAUGUUGAGAUUCUAAAAGAGAUAUUACCACCUCGAGAUAAAAUGUUGGCCAAAAUGAAAACGUACCGUGAAUCGCUUGUAUCUGCAGCUGCGACCACCUGAGAGUCCUCCUAUUUUCAAGACUCAACUAUUAGUUUACUGCUUGAUAUUUCAUUUAUAAAGCUGUUUAGAGAGUGUCGAAUGUUAAUAAUUUCGACUAUCUGCUUGGUCACGGUUGCUAUAAAAUAAUGGCAUGAAAAGAUUUGUUCUCGGGUGAGAUUCCUAGUUCGUCUUCUCGGGUGGAUGACACUUCCCAUUUAUGAGUCAUUAAGCAAAUUCAGAUUUUGGGCUAUGAGACAUAUUUUUGUGUCAAUCCCGUAAAUGUUGAGUCGCUGAAUAAAUUUUUUGGUCAAUUUAGUA
Molecule: messenger RNA, 1079 nt
Organism: Papaver somniferum (opium poppy)
Lineage: Eukaryota; Viridiplantae; Streptophyta; Magnoliopsida; Ranunculales; Papaveraceae
Product: glutathione transferase GST 23-like
Exons: 2
Coding region: 108-782 (224 amino acids)
Biological process (GO): glutathione metabolic process
Cellular component (GO): cytoplasm
Molecular function (GO): glutathione transferase activity
Source: RefSeq, a predicted model, not a curated record